UCAAAAAUUAACUAUUACAAUUUAAAAUAUUUAAUUUACAAUUAUUAUACACUACGAAGAUCAAGAUGUGUGAAGUGAUUCUACCAUGUGAAUACAAUCCAAAGGAAUGUCCCAGUCUUCCCAAGGAAAAACCACGUCUCUUCACGAAUCUACUUCUUUACUGUUGGCAAAGGGAGUAUGACAAGCGACCCUAUCGUCAAUUUCAGUUCAAACGGUUAGAGUUUGAGGAGAGGAUUGGUCGGAAGUACCACUGCAUCCGCGACCUUCGGGUCAUUGUUAACUAUCUCCUGAGGCGUCCACAGUUAUCCGUGAACAUUUCUAGCCUGGUCGUUAGCAACUGGGAUGCGGGUCUCCUGAAGGACUUUAUACGAGCCCUAAUUCCCGUUUGGUAUAUAGACUUGACACUAAUGAACUUUCCCCAUGAGUUCUUCGUGAUGAUGCGGCUCAAUGCGGGAAAGUUGAAUGUUAGCCAUUUGAGCUUGCAAGGUCCCUCUUGUGAUCCCGCAGGCACUCCACUCACAGACAAUGAUGUGCGCAUCCUUAGAGAAUUUCUUCUGGUCAGCAAGACCCUACGAAAAUUAAACGUCUCUAGAUGCAGCCUGACCCAAUAUAACUUUGCACUGAUUGCGGAUGGAGUCUACAAGUCGCCAGGAGUCCGUCGCUUAAAUGCCAGCCGGCUGUUAGGAAAGGGUCUUACUCUGGACUCAGAAAAAAUGGCCUCCAUACUUGGUUCACUGCUGAUGCAGAACACACUCUGGAGCCUAACGUUGGAGCACUGUGAACUGACCGCCCAGGAUAUGAUUCCUAUCGCCGAAUACUUGGCACUGCCCGAUUCGCGAUUCCGGCGUCUGCGAAUCGCCUGCAAUAAGAUUGGCCCGGAUGGAGUCUUUUUUCUCAUGCGUGGGAUGUCCUUAGGUGGGUAUCUGGAGUUGCUAGACAUUAGAUACUGUUCAAUUGGCACCCAUGGUGGCGAGUGGGUGGCCAAGUACCUCACCUCCUGUCGCAAGCUGCAGAGCCUACACUUGAACUACAACGAAAUAGGCAGUGAGGCAGUGAAUUUAAUCCUUUUGGCCAUGAAAAAGCGUUGCAAGCUGGAGCGCCUUACCUUGUAUGGUAAUACGUUCGAUUCGCGUACGGCUAUGAUUGUGCGUCGUCUGCUGGACGCGGAGGUCGUUCUUCACUCCGAGCUGGACAUUAGUUAUACCUACGACGAGGCUCUGCAGGAUUACAGGGUAGUGCCUUGGAGAUAGAAAAUGGUUGGUAAAGUAUUGGUUCUGUGUGCAAAUAGAUUUAUUAAUGGGAAAUUAAAACAAAAGUUACUAAUAAAAUUCUUUGUAGAAUUGAAUGAUG
Molecule: messenger RNA, 1350 nt
Organism: Drosophila eugracilis
Lineage: Eukaryota; Metazoa; Arthropoda; Insecta; Diptera; Drosophilidae
Product: leucine-rich repeat-containing protein 34
Exons: 2
Coding region: 66-1250 (394 amino acids)
Biological process (GO): activation of GTPase activity; nucleocytoplasmic transport
Cellular component (GO): nucleus; perinuclear region of cytoplasm; cytosol
Molecular function (GO): GTPase activator activity; small GTPase binding
Source: RefSeq, a predicted model, not a curated record